AGUGAAUAAUAAAGUCUGGAUUUAGUACCUACAAUUACGUGCCCUCUUUUUCUGUUUUAACCCCUUCUGUCAGGAUUUACCUCAAGUGUAAGAAAAAUGCCAAGUGAAAUUAUGUUAUGUCUACAUCUAUAUUCCAAACACUAACUCCUGCAUUGAGAAACAAAGGCCAAAUGAAACUAAUGGAAGAAAAAAAGGGAUAAAAUAGGAAAACAUAGAACCUGCGAGAUAAAGGAAAGGAGUGUACGAGGAAACAUCCUCUAGUGCUCUUUUUGAAUCUUAAACACAAACAAAAGGAGACGAAGAUAUUUUUAUUAUAGUAUUGAUUAAUCGUUAAUUAAAUACUAAUUACUUUCAUUGUCACAUGAAUGAUUAAGAAGCUAGAAGAGGAAAACCCAUCAGAAUCCGUCCAGGUUAAACAAAUUCUGAUAAUCUUUAGUUGGUUUGGAUCGACUGAUGUUGUCAUGUAUUUCUUAAACUAUUUGAUUAUGCAAGAGGGCAGGUGGUCUUAUUUAAAGAUAAUAUAGAGUACAACUUACAUAUAUUUUUAUAUUCUUUUUAAGAUUAAUAUGGAAUUAUUAUAUAAUCAGAAAUUUGCAAUGUUCGUCAUCUGGGUCGUCAUCGCACAAUAUAUUUAUUAGCUAAAAAAGUAAGGACAAUUGUGGUGCCCAAAAGUGGAAAACAAAAGAAAAUCUUCUCCCAUUUGCAUCAUUAUAUUUAUUCUUAUUGAAAUUGUUAAUCAUAAUAACAAGCCUGUGAACCAGAGCAAUUGGACUUGGCUGACCAGUUUUCUUUUGUUUAAUAAUUUUAUGCUUUGCUGACACGUCUACUACUUUGUGACCACGUGAAUCUUACCCUUUCAUUUGUUUUUUAAUGCCAGUUAUUCCUCUUUUUUUUUUGCUUAAUCACUAAUCAUAAUUAAGUAAGUCCCACCGUACUAAUGCACUUUAAGCGGGAAAUCUUAAAAAAAAAAAGGCAACUAACUCCAAGGCAAAACCCUAACCCGCCCCUCGUCUCUCCAAUCACCAUCUCUCUAUUUUCAUCAUGAAAACCAAUUAAACAACAAGGCGUAGGGGUGUGAAUUGAACUUGAUCUCAUCGGUAUUCAAUCCGGCUUGAAUUGACCAAAAUGAGUAAAAGUUAGUGUUGAUGGAUUCGGUCUGAUGCAAAUUUAACUUGUUUUUUAAUUUGACGGGUUGAGUUUUGUCAAAACCUAGUUCGGUUUCCACCCAACAGAUACCAUUGAAGUUAAAUGACGUCAUUUAUCUAACCGAAACAAGACGAAUACUUUACAGAUGUUAUUAGUUUUUAUACCAAUAUAAACCUAAAAUAUGGAUAAUGUACGAGGGUCGACGAAGGGAGGGGAAGCCGAAACUGGGAAGUUUUGGUGGAGGGUGGCUGGGGUUUGGAGGGCGGAAGCGAAUUCGAUAUCGAAGGGUGGCUGGGGUUUGGAGGAGGAGGACGAAGAAGGAAGAAUUAGGGUUGGCUGGACGGGGUCUUUUUCGGUGAUGGGGAAUAGUGUCAUUUUUGGAUUGGGGAACGGCCUAACGGGGUCGUUGUUUGGAUCAGGAAACAACGUCAUUUUGGAUUUGUGAGUGGAGGUUGGUUAGUUUCGGUUAGCCGGUCCACCACGAUUAAUCACUAGUGGUUACUCGACUAACCGAAAAUCCUCUCCCCUCACAGAGCACCGACCGACCUAAAUAACCGUCGGUUUUUGGUUAGCUGCUAACUGACGGUUAUUGGUUAACACCAAUGGUUAGCCGCUAACCAAAAAUCGACCAGCCACCCUAGAUAUAUUUAUCGUGAAAAUUUUGAUAACAUUUAGAUGUGUGUAUCCAAAGAAAUAAUGUAUUGUUAUGUUCACGAACCUUUGAGUAUCCGUGCACCCGUACGCAUCCACACAUCCUUGGGAUUGAGUUUUCACUUCUAAAACCCAAUGGCUAUUUUAAAAAAAAAUUUCAAUACCAUUAGAUUGGUUUUAGGUUCAGAGAAACCCGAUCCAUUGUCGUCUCUAAACAAAUGUGUAUUUAUUUUCACUUUUUUAUUCUAAAUUUUUUCUCCAACUUUAAUUUUAUAUAAAAACAAACACACUUUUACACAGUUGGCUCAAAUUUGAGUAAAAAUCACUAUUCAAUUUAAACCUUAAACCUUAAUUAAAUUUAAAAUCUAUCUCACAAAAGAAUUUCACUUUAAAAAUUUAAUCUUAAAAUAAUAUAAUAAAUUCUAACCCUAAUAUUCAUUUAUCACUUUUUGUUCACUAUUUUAUUACUAGCUAAUAACCCGGCCCGUUGGCCGAAAUAUUUAUAUUUGAUUAUUUAUAUUUUCAUGUUACGUUUAAAUCUAUCAACCUGUUUAAUUUUAUUGACAAUCCUUCAAUCGAGAUACAUAAAGAAAGAAUAUAUAGAUCAAACAUUUGGAGAAAUAUAAAAAUGUAUCAUUGAUCUCAUUUUCAAAAUGAUAAUUAAGUCCCCGGUAAAAUGCUAUUUGUUAGUUGAUUGUCAAGAAAGAUAGAGUAUAAAAGCUCACUGAAAUUCCCUCACUAAAUCUUAAACCUCGCAAUCUUACAUAAAGAUUCAAUGCUCUCAUUUUAGAAACAAUAUGCCACUUAUAAAAAAGAAAUAAAGAGUUGUUGAUUCCAGUAAACUAUAUGCUAACAACUCAGCUAAGAGGGACAUCACAACUUGAGAGCAAACGCUAAAAUUAGGGUUACUUCCAAUAUACUAAUAUAUUCGAUCAAAAUAAUAAGGAACAAAAUUAGACACUUCUAUGACUGUCUUCCCAUACUCGCCCUUGAGUAAAUGGCUUUAUUGGUAAUAUGGUAUGAGCCAGCUGCUUUGGCUCUCUCGGGGGAGCUUUUAUCCUUUUGAUGGAGUUAUGUUUUAUGUCAUUUAAUUCUUAGGAAUGUACAGUAAAGUUUUGAAGGAACCCAAACAGAUAGAUGUUUCCUUUUGUUUCGGCCUUCGACUCUACUGGUCCAUCCUCUUCUUCCAUUGGCAUUUGGCAACUGGCACCAUAGAUAUUUUAGACGGGAAAAGGCAAGCUAAGAACAGAAAGCAAAAUGAGAGAGGGGAAUCCUAAAAAUGCCUUGUCUUAAGUGGGACCAUAAGUCCAUAACCAAUCCUUGUUUUCGUUGUUGCCCACUACUAGGGUGGCAAUGGGUCGGGUGCAGGUGGAUAGUACAUAUAAGAAAUCGGUAGAAAAUCAAAACUAUAUUUAUACCCGUUCGGAUUUGGUGUAUUCACGGUUAUUCAUGGGUAAUAAUUUCUCUUCAUAACUCAAACUAAUAUGUUAACAUUCAAAUGCAUUCUCACAUUACGUAAGAGAAAAAGUACGAUAAUAAUUUGCUAGAAUGAAGAAAAUUAAUUAAA
Messenger RNA from Linum trigynum, 3364 nucleotides. Lineage: Eukaryota; Viridiplantae; Streptophyta; Magnoliopsida; Malpighiales; Linaceae. The record is from the annotation of a GenBank genome assembly.